Oreochromis aureus is the source of this 1105-nucleotide messenger RNA. Its product is annotated as matrix remodeling-associated protein 8-like. The record is from RefSeq and is a predicted model, not a curated record. The coding region runs from base 390 to 1073 and encodes 227 amino acids. NCBI's taxonomy places the organism in Eukaryota, Metazoa, Chordata, Actinopteri, Cichliformes, Cichlidae. The transcript has 4 exons.
AGGGCCGAGCGUAUAAUGCACCUUUCAGUUGUUUGCCAACCGCCAAUACAAAUGUCAGAAGAAGAAGAAGAAGAAGGGCCGAGCGUGUGCGUGCAGGAGAUGAGGCGAGCAGAGAGAAGUGCUUUUCUAUGAAACGAGUAAAUUAGUAAACUUAGAGGAAUAUAUCUGCCUCGAUCUGCACACCUUGCUGAGAUCAGCGUGAACCACGUGGGUACCUGCUCCGUUUCCUGUGUUUGGAAAGAGUUCCAGCUUCAUCACGGAGUUCUUGGGCUCAUCUAAAGACCAUAAAACCAUCACAGCUGAAUCUGAAAAGAACGUCACUCUACCAUGUCGAGCUCCAAACAACAACAACAUAACAGUAUUAGAGUGGAGCAGAGCUGACCUGGAAGAUGAAAAUGUCCUUUUGUACCACAAUUGAUCUUGAUGAGCAGCAUCCAUCUUUUAAGAACCGGGUGGAUCUGCAGGACAGACAGAUGAAGGAUGGAGACGUGUCUUUGAUUCUGAAGGAUGUGACGAUUAAUGAUGCUGCAACAUACAUGUGUCGUGUCAUUACAAAAGAAACCCACCGCAGAAAGAGAGCUAAUGUGGGUGUCAGCUUCAUUCACCUGAGAGUUGAUCCAGUGAGGAGAAACAUCACAGCUGAGUCUGGACAGAACAUCACUCUUACAUGUCGAGCUCCAAACAACAAUGACAUCAUCAUAGCUGUAAAGUGGAGCAGAGCUGACCUGAUAGAUAGAUAUGUGUUUUUGUACUGGGAUGGAUACUUUCUUAGAGCCAACCAGCAUCCAUCUUUUAAGAACCGGGUGGAUCUGCAGAACAGAUGGAUGGAGGAUGGAAACACAUCUUUGAUUCUGAAGAAUGUGACGAUUAAUGACGCUGGAACCUACGAGUGCCGUGUCCAGAGAGAGGGAGACAGUAUGAAGUUCAUCAGCAUCAUCUAUCUAAGUGUUGCUGAUCCUCCAGGUCGGACAGGAGGAACUGUUGCAUUGACGUUUUUUGGUUUGCUUCUUGUUGCUGCUGCUGUUGGGUCUGUGAUCUACAAAAAGAAAGAAAAUACAAAAAAAAAUAAAUAAAGUUGAUGAAUAAAACUAUCCUGAACAUCCAG